Messenger RNA from Cercopithifilaria johnstoni, 321 nucleotides. Lineage: Eukaryota; Metazoa; Nematoda; Chromadorea; Rhabditida; Onchocercidae. The record is from the annotation of a GenBank genome assembly.
AUGCUUGGACAGCGGUUGCGUGAGCGUGAGACAGCAUACUGUGAUCUAAAAUCAAAAAAUUCAGCUUAUUCCGCCUCUACUGUUUUCAUUGAAAGACCACUGCAACGAUUGCAAGAAUUAGACGUGGAAAAAUAUGAACCCAUUUUACUUCGAUGCUCGGCGUUGCAACGAAUACAUUUUGUUCAAAUAGACACAUUACAGCGAACAUCUGAAAUCUACAAAAUUCUGCAUGAAUUUCAUACUGCGGUAUCACAAUCAAUGUUUCGUUUGGUGCCAUCCUUAGAAACAGAUGAAUGGCCUGUACGAUAUGUUUUUGCAUCA